This is a messenger RNA of Oncorhynchus tshawytscha (Chinook salmon), 4817 nucleotides long. RefSeq lists its product as uncharacterized. The transcript is spliced from 18 exons. Gene Ontology annotation, biological process: bicellular tight junction assembly. Bases 288 to 3677 code for a protein of 1129 amino acids. The record is from RefSeq and is a predicted model, not a curated record. Lineage: Eukaryota; Metazoa; Chordata; Actinopteri; Salmoniformes; Salmonidae. Gene Ontology annotation, cellular component: apical plasma membrane; bicellular tight junction; cytoplasmic vesicle.
UGGGUCAUGCGGUGUGCCGGGAGAGCUAAAUCGGCGAGAAGCUACAGGUAGAUCGUACUUUUUCGACUGACGUCACUCCCAGGGAUGGGCUUGUCACGUGGUUAAAGUCUGCGCUAUCUUGUGGAAAACAACCUCUGAGCUUUAAGGGAAAAAACUGGGAGAAAAACUACUGGAGAUAACAAGCUAAUUUAGCAGGGGCAAAGGUGAUUCCUGGAUGUAUGUAUGAUCUGUAUGUCCAGACAAGGUUUGCACUCUGACCUGCAAGCCAAUGGCUCAUCUCUUUCCCCAUGACCUCUGGAGGAGGUCCCUGCGGCCGCACUGAGCGUGUCCGUCAUGAACCCCAUUACGACCAGGUCCCGCCAGGCUCCCUACGCCGAAACGACCCCUUUGACCUUCAACCCCUGAGGUACCAGCGGAGCACCGAACUAGCCCUGAGCUCUGAUCCCCUUCCGCCCCCUCCCCUGCCCGACCAGCCCCCUGUGGGGCCCGAGUAUGACCCCAGCGUCAGUGAGGACAACCCAGACCCUGACCCAGAUCCACACCUCGAACUAGACCCUGCACUCGACAUCAAACCGGUCCACCGUUUCAUCCCUGACUCGUGGAAGAGCUUCUUCCGAGGGACCAGUCUCCGCAGCAGCAAGCCCUGCCCCAUGCCUGCCUCCUCCUCCUCCUCUAACAACAACAACAGCACCAGUGGCGGGGUGCGCUGCUCGCCCCCACACUCGCCCUCCCUGCCCAGAUCCUACCGGGACCCCUAUGGGGGGUCGGGGGGAAGCAGCUACAACUCCCGCAAGGAGCUCCUGGGAGUGGGUGACCACCAAGAGUCAAUUUCGGGACGCACACUCCACACGGCGCUCACCUACAGCGAGCGGGUGGAAGAGUACCACGAGCGCUACGGCUACAUGAAGUCCUGGGCGGGCCUGCUGAGGAUUCUGGGAUGCGUGGAGCUGCUGCUGGGUGCAGCGGUGUUCGCCUGCGUGUGCGCGUACGUGCACAAGGACAACGAGUGGUUCAACAUGUUUGGCUACUCCUCGCCUGGAAGUGCAUACGGAGGCUACGGAGGUGGGAUGUACGGAGCGGGCACCGGAGGGUCCUACUACUCGGGUCCUCAGACUCCGUUUGUGUUAGUUGUGGCGGGGCUGGCCUGGAUCGUGACUGUGAUAUUGUUGGUGAUAGGGAUGACUAUGUACUACCGCACCAUCCUACUGGAUUCCUCCUGGUGGCCCCUGACAGAGUUUACUAUAAACCUGGCCAUGGCCGUGCUCUACAUGGCUGCAGCUGUAGUCUACGUCAGGGACACCACGCGGGGCGGUCUCUGCUCCCUUCCCAUCUUCAACAAUGGCAUCAACGGGGCUUUUUGCCGCACCGAGGCCGGGCAGACAGCCGCCAUCAUCUUUCUGUUCGUCACCAUGGUGAUCUACCUGAUCGGGGCCAUUGUGUGUCUGAAGUUGUGGCGGCACGAGCAGGCACGCAUGUACCGGGAAAAGUAUGGCCUGGAGAUGCAUACGACAGAUUUCCCUGCGGUGCGGUCUUUGAUGCCGGUUCCAGAGCCAAUUCAGGGGUCUACUGUGGUUCCCAUCCAGGCUGCGGUACCCAAGGCAGGGCCACCGAAGGUUCUACAGGGAGCUAUCCCUUCUGGUCACAUCCCCAAACCAGUCAUCAUGCCUGACUAUAUAGCUAAGUACCCAACCAUCCGUACGGUCGAUGAGCGGGACCAGUACCGGGCUGUGUUCAAUGACCAGUACUCUGAGUACAAGGAGCUCCACGCCGACGUGCAGGCCACCACCAGGAAGUUUGACGAGCUGGACGCCAUGAUGCGUGCCCUACCCCAGCACCCCAACAGUCAGAUGGAGUAUGACCGCGUGAACAAAAUCCUUCAGGAGUACCAGAGGAAGAAAAAUGAUCCUACGUUCCAGGAGAAGAGGGAGCGCUGUGAAUACCUGAAGAACAAACUGGCCCACAUUAAACAGAAGAUCCACGAGUACGACAAGGUCAUGGAGUGGAACGAUGGCUACGGGGCGGGUCAUAUUUUGACGACGCCACACCUGAACAAGGUGUGGCCUGUUAUUGAGAAUCGGACGGAAUUUCACCAGAAACCACUGGUGUCAGACGCGCUGACUAUUUUCCAACAGAGCUUUAAAGAGAGAGAGACCCUUCGGGCACCUGUGGAUUCAGGAAUGUCUUCCAAACACAACGGGAGUCCGCCUCCCUAUGAGUCAGAUGGAUAUCAUGAGCCACCCCAGCCGGCGUACUCCUACUACCCUGACGAUGAGUUCCAGCACUUCUACAAAUGGACGUCUCCCCCGGGCAUCAUCAAGCUGAUGGCCAUCAUCGUCAUUGUCCUCUGUGUGGCCAUAUUUGCCUGUGUGGCCUCUACGCUGGCCUGGGACAGCCAGGGGGCCAUGUCUGGCUUCGGUGGUUACGGGGGCAGCUCGUAUGGGGGCAGCUCGUACGGAGGCGGUGGUUACUCCGGUAGCUUUGGUGGUGCUGCCUAUGGUGCCGGUAACAACUAUGGCUACGGCGGACUCGGAGGGAACUACAAUGACCCUCGCACUGGCAAAGGAUUCAUCAUUGCCAUGGCAGCAUUCAGCUUCAUCACGGCCCUUGUCAUUUUCAUCAUCGUGGUGUCGAGGCAUGGCCUGUCGGAGUCUAGAAGGUUCUACCUAGCUGUGGUGAUCAUCUGUGCUAUCCUGGCCCUGCUGAUGCUCAUAGCGACUAUAGUGUACCUGGUGGCGGUGAACCCCAUGGCUCAAUCUACAGGGUCGAUCUAUGGGAACCAGCUGGCAGGCCUGUGUGCCCAGUACCAGGUCCCCCAGGUUUCAGGAAUGUUGGUCAACCAGUAUCUCUACCAUUACUGUGUGGUGGAGCCUCAGGAGGCCAUAGCGAUAGUGUUUGGCUUCCUGGUGAUGGCGGCUCUGAUCAUCAUGAUGGUGUUUGCCUUAAAGACGCGCCAGAAAAUCAGGAAUUAUGGCAAGUCCAACGUCCUGUGGAGGAAGGUGAAGAUCAUCAACGAGGAGGCCCCGCCCCAGGACGUGGAGGCAUGGGUGAACAAUGUGUCAGGUUUUCCUGAUGAAGGUGUGGUGCUGACCGACUACCCAGAGAAGUUUGGAGGAUCCAGGAGUCACCUGGACGACACCAGCACCAACUACGACAAACCUCCCUACAAUGACAGCCCAGCUCCUCCAGUAGUUUGUGACUUCCCUGUGCACAGUAGCGCCCCCUACAGCAGUGGCUCAGAGAUGGCCAGCUCAGCAGCAGGGAAGCCCAAGAAGAGACGGGCCGGUCGUCCUCGCCGUACUGAUGGACAGGAUACAGACUACGCUUCCUCUGGGGACGAGCUGGACGACGACAAUGACUUCGACAGUGAGUUCCCCACCAUUGCCAAUGAGCAGGAACGUGUGGACUACAAGCGUGAGUUUGACCGGGAUCACCAGGAGUACAAGGACCUGCAGGGAGAGCUGGACAUCAUCAACAAGAGCCUGUCAGAGGUGGACAGAGAGCUGGAUGAGCUGCAGGAGGGAAGCCCCCAGUUCCUGGAUGCUAUGGAAAAGUACAACAGGCUAAAGGACAUAAAGAAGUCAGCAGAUUACCAGUUGAAGAAGCGCAGGAGUAAAUACCUGAAGGCCAAACUGUCCCACAUCAAGAGGAUGGUCGCUGACUACGAUCGCAGGGCCUGAACUUCCUGUCACCUGACGUCAGCCAGGAUACUUCUUCCGGUUCAGAGUUGAUGCCAGAUGUAACACUGGUGGUUUGAGUCAGAUUCUACUUAUUUCUUUGGCUCUGCUCUAGUAACACUAGCAUAUCACAUAUCACAGAAUUAAGCAAUGUAUUGAGCAUUUAUUCUAAGUGGUAUGCUUGUGUAGAUAUAAGAACGUAACCUUUGUAAUUAGGUUUGUGGUUGCCGUAUACUGAGCAUCUUCACUGAGAAGGAUCUCCACUGUGAUUGGAUGGAUGUGCUAGGGAUCAGCCAAUCCACAGUAUACUACAAAGCUGUUAAAAAUGAAGUUCUCGCACAUACUUCCCGAGACAAUGGCUGUAGAAAUAUGUGUGGGUUUUGUGACAUUUUUUGUUUUUUAAAUGGGUAAAUUGAAUGUGCAGAAAUAAUAUAUUUAUAUGACUGCAUUAAGUUAUUAGUGUUCAAAGGCUUGUGUUAACUCUUGUUUCGUAUAAUGAAUGGUACUUAGUGCAGUUUAUCCUCUGUCUGUUGCUAAUGUUGGGAUGGGACAAAAUGACAACCUCAAACUGUGAUGUUGUGAGACUGAUUUCACUCUGAUACAUUAGAUGUUUUUACAGCUUCCUCUUUUAGAUAAGAUGUUCACUUUUUAUUCUUUCACUUUCUAUUUUCUCUUAACCUCAUUGUCAGGUUUUGAUACUUGUACUUAUGAAAGGUUUGCCAUUUGUAAAUAUGUGAAUAUACUUGUGGUCUCUUUAUGUACUGAUGCGUUGUACCCUCUCCUGUAAUUGUUUUGUCAGUUGCUAAAGACUUUGAAACUGUUAUACUUUGUAAAUCAUUAUGCAUUUGAUUCAUGUUCUGUUUACUUUUUUGACCUAAAUGGAAUAUAUUCAAGGUCACCUUUUUAAAACUGAUAAUUCAAUUAAGAUUUGCAUAACAGUUGAAAUCAACCUGAUCAAUUUUGUUCUAUAUGGUCUCUUAAAGCCAUUCUCAGGUUUUUCAAUGUGUGAAUAUACUGUUAUAUACUUAGUUAUAUUAUAUUGAUGUAAUAUGGUCUGCUCUCUUUUGUCAGUUGCUAAAGACUUUGAAACUUUUUUUUAUCAAGAUGCCUUAAGGUCUUUUUAAAUAAAAUAAUUAAACCGCA